AUGGCUCCUCUUUGUUCAGUAUUCGUUGGUCCUGAAGUCCCUGGUGAGGGUCGCGUCCGUCGGUCUGUGCUGGCCCAGGACGACAUUGUCGACACUCCUGCCCAGGGAGUCCAUACUCUUUACGAUGUCCUGCAGUACAGUGUCCGACGCAGACCCGAGGCGGCAGGUAUGGCCUAUCGCAAGGUUGUCAAGGUAGUCGAGGAACAAAAAGAGGUCGUCAAGAUCGUCAAUGGAGUCGAGCAAAAACAGACCAAGAUCUGGAAGUUCUUUCAGUUGUCAGCCUACCACGACAUCUCAUACUCUGAAAUCUCAACAACCGCUCAUGAUAUCGGAGCUGGUCUUGUAGCCUUGGGCGUCAAGCCAAAGGCAAAGAUCGAAAUAUUUGCUCCCACAACUGCUGAUUGGAUGCUCAUGGCUCAUGGUGCUUUUACUCAAAACAUGACCAUCGUUACUGCCUACGACACCCUUGGUCCCGAAGGUCUUUUGCACUCGAUGAACGAAACGGGUGUCGAGGCCUUGUUUACAAGCGCUGAUCUUCUACCUGUCGUGCUUAGUGUUCUUCCAAAGUCCACUAGUGCCGUCAAGCCUGUGGUCAUUUAUGCCGGUGAAGCCAAACCAGAAGUCCUCAAGCAGUUUGAAGAACUUGAGGGCCAGACCAAGGCCAAGGUUCUGUCGAUCGACGAACUCAAGAAGACUGGAAAAAACGCACCUGUUGCACCCGUAAAGCCUCUGCGCGAUGAUCUGUGCUGUAUCAUGUACACAUCUGGUUCCACCGGUAACCCCAAGGGUGUUGUUCUCAAGCAUUCCAACCUAGUUGGCGCUAUUGCUGGUACAGAUCGCCUUUUGGGACAUUUCCUCAGCGAAAGUGACAAAAUGAUGGCAUAUCUUCCAUUGGCCCACGUCCUUGAGUUCUUGGUCGAGAAUCUGUGUAUCUUUUGGGGAGCCACUCUGGGCUACGGUAACCCUCGUACCCUCACAGACGCAUCGGUGCGCAACUGCCAAGGUGAUAUCAAGGAAUUCAGCCCGACUAUUAUGACCGGUGUACCGGCUGUCUGGGAAUCGAUCCGCAAGGGUAUCCUGGCCGGAAUCCACAAGACCAGCCCGUCUGCCCAGAUGAUCUUCCAGCGCGCCCUGGAUACAAAGGCCUGGAUGAUGGAACGUGGUUUACCUACCCGUCUCUUGGACACCGCUGUCUUUAACAAGGUCAAGGCACAACUGGGCGGAAAAUUAAGAUUUGCACUUUCGGGUGGAGCUCCCCUCUCGAUGGAAACACAGAGGUUCCUGACGACUGCUAUUUGUCCAGUACUUGGAGGUUAUGGCAUGACAGAAAGUAAAAUGUGUGCUAUCAUGACUCCCGAGAGCUUUUCUAAUGGACCGGUUGGAGCACCUGUGCCUUGUUGUGAAAUCAAAUUGGUCGAUGUGCCAGAGGCCAACUACCUGUCCUCAAACACACCCAAGCCGCAGGGUGAGAUCUGGGUGCGUGGUUCAUCGGUCACUGUGGGGUACUGGAAGCAGGAGGAGCUGACCAAGGAGGCCCUGACGGACGAUGGCUGGUUGCGGACAGGAGAUGUAGGCGAGUGGAACGCAGAUGGAACGCUGUCUGUGAUUGACCGUAUCAAGAACCUGGUGAAGCUCAGCAAUGGAGAGUACAUCGCACUCGAGAAACUGGAGUCCGUGUACAAGGCAGCACUUGGGGUGGCUAACGUGUGUAUCCAUGGUGACUCACUCCGCCCUAGUCCGGUUGCCCUGGUGGUUCCAGUCGAGGCCCGAUUGAGAAAGCUAGCCGAAGAAACGGGUCAGGACGCCAAGGCUGAAUUGAAGGAGUUGUGCGCCAACAAGGACAUCAUCAAGGCGUUCUUGGGACAGUUGCAAGCCCAGGCCAAAAAGUCCGGGUUCAAGCCUGCCGAGAUUGUGGUUGGUGUUCACUUGUGUUCCGAAGAUUGGACCUCUGAAAAUGGAAUGUUGACGGCUGCACAGAAGCUGAAAAGGCAUGACAUCAACAAGAAGUACAAGGCGGAAUUGGAGGCACUGAAUGCUGCCCAGAAAUCCUAA
Phycomyces blakesleeanus NRRL 1555(-) is the source of this 2052-nucleotide messenger RNA. RefSeq lists its product as hypothetical. Gene Ontology annotation, biological process: long-chain fatty acid metabolic process; long-chain fatty-acyl-CoA metabolic process. The transcript has 6 exons. Bases 1 to 2052 code for a protein of 683 amino acids. Gene Ontology annotation, molecular function: long-chain fatty acid-CoA ligase activity. Gene Ontology annotation, cellular component: endoplasmic reticulum; plasma membrane; lipid droplet. Lineage: Eukaryota; Fungi; Mucoromycota; Mucoromycetes; Mucorales; Phycomycetaceae. The record is from RefSeq and is a predicted model, not a curated record.